CACCGGUGGGCGGGGCCUGAGCGGCAGUGUUCUCGGUCGAGCGGCGGAAGCGGCGCGGUGUCCUCCAGCGGCUCUCGCGCAUCAACCCUCUACAAUACAGCAAGAGCCAUGAAGAUCUGGACGUCAGAACACGUUUUCAACCAUCCGUGGGAAACCGUGACCAAAGCUGCCAUGCAGAAGUACCCAAACCCCAUGAACACCAGCGUGUUUGGCGUGGACGUGUUGGACCGUAACGUGGACCAGCGGGGACGACUGCACAGCAAGCGGCUUCUCAGCACCGAAUGGGGCCUGCCGUCCAUCGUUAGAUCGAUAAUUGGCAACACGCGGACAUGUACGUACGUCCAGGAGCACUCCGUCGUCGAUCCCAAAGAGAAAAUCUUUGAGCUUCAGUCCUCUAAUAUCACCUUCACUAACAUGGUGUCUGUGGACGAGCGGCUCGUUUACCGGCCGCACCCAGAGGACCCGGAAAAGACCAUGCUGACGCAGGAGGCCAUCAUCUCUGUGAAGGGCGUCAGUCUCAGCAGCUAUCUGGAGGGACUCAUGGCCUCCACCAUCUCCAGCAAUGCAGGAAAGGGUCGCGAGGCGAUGGAGUGGGUGAUCAGACGUCUGAACACAGAGAUCGAGGAGCUCGCCAUCACAGCCAGAGGAACCCUGAGGACACCUAUGGCCGCCGCCGCCGUCACCGAGAAAUGACCGCCUUCCUCUCUGUCGCCGCUCUUCUCCACGCGUCUUUCUCCAAUGGUGGAAGUUCAUUCUCGGCGUUCUGUGCAUUCAAGCGUCUACAUUAGAGGCUGACGGGGACGUCUGGCGGCGGAGAGACGGCCUGAGCUUUAACAUCGACCGACAAACUCUCAAACCUAGUUUUAAUGAAUCAGUAUAACGGGACACACACAUGCUCUCUGAUGCGAUGACGGAAGAGGAACGUAUGCCAAACCAUUCAGCUCUGUUACACAUGACUCUUACAGUCCGAGAGCGCAGCUGUUGGACGCUUCACCAGCACUCACACACUUGAAAACUGUUAGUAAUAUUAGCUACUAUUAUACUAGUUACACUUAAUCCAAGCAUCAAGGAAGGGAACAAACUAAUCCAGACUAGAUUUGAAGAGGACCAUCGCGGAUCUUCGCAGGAUUCUUCAUCAUCAUCGAGAAUGUGCUAUAUAAUGUUAAUGUCUCCUUCCCUCAGUAGUGAACAUAUGUGCACUUGCUGUGACUGUAAGGGGGGUGUUGGAUCCAGAUGUGAUGAUGGGAAACAUCAGGAAGAGGGUGAAAUACAUUCUAUUUAUUUAUUUAUUUUUGGUAGGUUUAUGUUAUUUCAUGCAUCCAUGAAUCACGACGUCAUUAUCUUCAUCGUCAGCGAUGGGUAGCAUGAAUAAAUAUCAAUCCUGUGGCUCUUCAGAUGUAUUUACUGAAUGCGACGGUGAAGAUGGUGCUUCUGUGUGUUCUUGCGUCUGUCCUUCUCGACUGAAAUGGCAUCGAAGACCUUCUGUAUGUUUGGUUUACUUCAGUUUAAAUAUUAUGAGGAACUCGAAUAAAACGACUUAUUUAUACUGAAUCUAAAUGUGUGUUACUGGCAUAUUUAGUAUUAAAUCAAAUAGAGCUACUUGGUGCAAAGGUUGAAAUAAUUUAGGAAUGAAUUAAAUGUCUAGUGUUUUAGAGAUGCUCUCUGAUCAUCAUUUGUUCUCUGAACACAGCCAAAGCGGUUUACAAAUAAACUCAUAUUCAUACUAAA
This is a messenger RNA of Sinocyclocheilus grahami, 1728 nucleotides long. Its product is annotated as PRELI domain containing protein 3B-like. Lineage: Eukaryota; Metazoa; Chordata; Actinopteri; Cypriniformes; Cyprinidae. The coding region runs from base 109 to 693 and encodes 194 amino acids. Gene Ontology annotation, cellular component: mitochondrial intermembrane space. The transcript has 6 exons. The record is from RefSeq and is a predicted model, not a curated record.